AUGAACAGAGAGCAUGCCCCAGCCUCAAGGCAGCCCCCCAGUGCUGACAGAGCUUUGUGUGGACCCCAGGCUGGGUUGGGUCUGAGAGUUCUCCUGAAGAUGGACCGUCACAACAUGUCCUGGGUCCGCUACCCGAGCCAUGUGUCCCCGGCUGUGGAGGACGUCAUCGCAGCACAGAACAUCAUCUCCAGGUGCACGCAUGUGUAUGUGGUGCUGUGUGUCCCACUGAGCCUAGUGACAGGGCUCUUCAAUCUCAGCGUGUUCAUCCGGGACCGUGCUAGGCUGGGGAUGCUGGACAGGCUCCUUGCGGGCCUCACAGCCACUAGCAUCUUGGUGACUCUACUGUCCCUCAAUGCUGCUGGCCGACCCGACUACCUGCCCACGACAAACCUGGGCUGCGGAACACUCUCAUUCUUCUCCAAUGCCUGUUACUUCAUGGCCCAGUAUCUGCAGGGAGCCAUGCUUCUUCUAUCCUUUCUGCCGGGAUCUCCCUGCUGUCAGCUCUUGGCCAGGCCUGUGGCAAGCCUAGCUGCCAUCGGAGGCUGUGCUGUCUGUAGCUCCCUCAUUGUGGUGUCCCUGCUAGGCACAUUUGGGGAGUUGUACACAACCACCUUAUGCCAGACAGAUCCGCUGACUGCAUGGCCUGAAUACGAGAUUGUCAAGUUCAGCCUGGGCUUUGCACUUGCCCUGAGCUUCCAGAUGGUUCUCUUCCUCCUGUAUGCUACACAGCCAGUCUGGCGAGUGGCUCCUGCUCAAAUGGACACAGCCUCUGGACGCUGGGUGGUACUGGCCGUGGCUCUCAACAUGCUUGCCUGUAGACUCUUCUUCAAUGCGGUCCUCCUGCAUCGGGCCCAGCUGAAGCUGUGGAAGGAUGUGGGCUCCCCCAGAGAUGAGCUACUCAUGAACCUUGCAGAGCUUGCCCUGUCUGGAGAGAGCUGUAUCAACGUGGUGGCCAUCCUCUUCCUCCACACACCAUGCAGGCUCAGGUUGUUUGGCCUCCUUGAGCGCUUCACACAGAGAUGCAGGCGGAGGCUGGACAGCAGCAUGUCCUUGAACAGAGUAGGGGGCUAG
This is a messenger RNA of Arvicanthis niloticus (Nile rat), 1071 nucleotides long. The record is from RefSeq and is a predicted model, not a curated record. NCBI's taxonomy places the organism in Eukaryota, Metazoa, Chordata, Mammalia, Rodentia, Muridae.